GUGCUGCUGGUCAACCUCCAUCGGUUUCUCUUUUCUAUAUUGUUGAUACACCAAAUAUUGAGGCUCAACAAAUCAUCAGCAACAUUAUUUCUGGAUUGCAUCGAACUUAUUUACAAAGAAAUGUACCUUCUUUAGGAAGAGUCUAUAGCAUAUAUGCAGAUCGAAAAGAUAAAUUUAAAGUUACUGAAUUUUCAACCGUUUUUCAAU
Racocetra fulgida is the source of this 207-nucleotide messenger RNA. NCBI's taxonomy places the organism in Eukaryota, Fungi, Glomeromycota, Glomeromycetes, Diversisporales, Gigasporaceae. The record is from the annotation of a GenBank genome assembly.